Molecule: messenger RNA, 2155 nt
Organism: Microdochium trichocladiopsis
Lineage: Eukaryota; Fungi; Ascomycota; Sordariomycetes; Xylariales; Microdochiaceae
Exons: 4
Coding region: 162-2114 (650 amino acids)
Source: RefSeq, a predicted model, not a curated record
GCAUAAUCAUCGCUGUUGCGAACGCGCCUGCUCCCACAUCAGCUCCACGCGCCACCGCGCCAGAUCCCGUGCACCUAGCCACAAAAAAGUCAGCCCCGGAGCUGGUUGCAGACAAAGCCUCGACAAGGGCCACGCCGACCUCUCCCGUCGCGAACCACGUCAUGCCACUCAAGGGACGCCGCGCAGGUCAGCCGUCUGACCCAGACGCAAUUGGCAAGCUAUUCGCGGCAUACAACAAAGGCCGUGAUGCUCCCUGGCUGGAUGCGAAGCCUGUUGCGGUCGACUGGGAACAAGAGAUCCUGCAGUUGGCCCAGCGAUACCGAGUUGAUCACGAUAAAGAACAAUUAGACAGGAGUCUGGGCGAUCUCAAGAAGUCCCUCAACCGCGAGUUGGACAACUGCGCAAUAGGGAACGGAUGGAAUGUUUGGUAUGGGUGGUAUGCCGUCAACUGCAUCCAAGGUACCUUCAAACAGCAUCAAAUACGACACGGCCAGAUCGAAUGGAAGCACCACUUGUACUGGCAUUAUGGGGUCGAGCUGUUUAACAUGUUGGUGGACGAUCGACUAAAGCACCACGGAAUUGGGGCGUUGAAUAUUCUCGCAUGUUUCGCCAAUUCCAGAUACCGCGGUGCAGGUCUUGGGAGCGAUCGCGAUGCUUUAGACAAGUAUGCAGCGCUUGACCUGCAUGAGCCCCCGGACAGCAGACCCCUUCCUCUCAUUCCAUGGUGGAUCGCUGAGUUGUUCGAACUUGAGCUCUCGGAUGUAUGCCGAUGCAUGAGGAUGACAGAGUUGAGAGCUCGCUACGGCGAUAGUGUAAGGCAGUGCUCCCUACCCAUCUCCACAUACCAAGACAUCAAAGCCGCAUGUGCCCUAAAGCAGCCUGGACCUCAUACUUCCCCAAGGGCAGCGGGUCAGACCUGCUUCGACACUGAGCCAAGCGAGCAGAGCUGGCCCGUAGCACAAUUCGUCAAGUCUUUGCCUCAGGUCGCUGGGUCACCUGAGUUCAAUGGCCCCGUACUGCCUUGUCCUCCCACACCAGCUGCCGCCUCUGCAGGACAAAGGUCCUUCUCUGGUGUCAGCCGGCGCUGGGCUGUCGAUGUCUUGCAUCCUAAACCUGUUCAGGACACCGGAUCCUCGCUUCAAGCCCUAUCGGAUAGAACCGUUACGCGGCACGCGGGCAGUCCCCUUGAUGAUCGUGUUGCAUCUCUGAGCAUCCCCGAGGCAUCAAGCCUGCCUGCUGCCCUAGCGUUUGACACUCCGCGGACCAUCCCGAGCGAGUCAACUGCCCCUCCAGUAGUGGCUCUGCAUACGAUCAGCGCACAAGCUCACUCUCCGGCAGAACUGCAAGGACCAAACAACCCAACUUCGGGCUCCGCGCCAACGAAAGGCCAGGACACACCAAUUCCGCUACCCCCGAGAGCAGACAUAGCUCUGUCUGAUCAGACACGCUCGAGUGUCCAUGGUCAGGAUACGGGGGAGCCGCAAGGUCUUACAGGAUUGCCAGCCAGCGCUACUGGACCUGGGCCCGUACACAAACUAGAUGAUUUCCCACAUCAUAUUUUUGACAGUUACAGAGACUACUUCACGGAUGUUGUGGACUUCAGUGCACCGUUGAUGAAGCUGGUUCAUAGCCUGGCAAGCUUUGACUUGAGUACUGCGAAGGCGGAAGUGGUCCCGCCGACGCAAAGAUACGUGGAAGGAGAAAAAGACGAUAGUCGGAGCCUGUGGAGCUUGGUGGAAACCUUUGACAAGCUUGAGGCAUACCGAUACUCGAUACCUCAUGAUCGUCUCGGGAUUCUCAGGGAAGCUAUCGAUAGUCUCGAUGUCAAAUCACUCUUCGGCCGCGGAAAACGGGAAUGGACAGCCGAGAUCAUCAGGCUUGUCAGGGGCUCGGCUACCCUGGAUAUGGAUGUCCGUGUCGAGUUUGUGGUUGUCAUUCCACUACCAAGACUUGCAGUUCAUGCGCCAAGGGUGAUCUUCAACCAGGGGAGGACGACCAGCGAAUAUGCGUCCCACCACCAGUGGCCAGUGUUGGUGUUUUUGGAGCGUGGACAUAGUAUCAAGACUUACGACGAGAUUCAGUUCAUCUGGGUCUCUUUUCAGAAGAUAGACUAACAAAGCUGUAGCCAUCACAAAUUAAUACAUUAGUUCACUUA